AUGAUUUCGGAGGAUGAAUUAUUGCCGACACCAAAGAAAACAAUUAUCAAUAUUCGACAACCACCUAUUCCUACCUCAGAAAUUGAAUUUGCCCAUGUCGUUUCCGAAGAGUCUGACAACAAUAUUUCUCAAACAAACAACAUUCAAUCCGAGUUGUCCUCAUUAAAAACUGAGAGAGCAGAAGAACGUAAAAAGCGACGGGAGAGAACUGCCAAUUAUUUACAGCAACCAGUCGAGGAGAGAAUUAAAGUCUUGUCCAAAUAUUUUGGUCAAGUGCCUCAAAUGGGAGUUCCUGUCCAAUUGACGCACGAUCAGAUUGUCAAUGUUUUGAAUAUGGAGAGUUUAGUGGAUCAGAGAGCUCUUUUUGACUAUGCCAACUCCAUUACAGAAUCCAUCUAUGGUAAUAAGGUGUAUUUUAGAGGAAUUAUUGAAUUCUCGAAUGUAUGUCAAAAAGAUUGUAAAUACUGUGGAAUAAGAAAACACAUGAAAGUCCCUCGAUAUACCAUGCCUAAGGAAGAAAUCAUUGAACAAGCGGUUUGGGCCUAUGAAAAUCAUUUUGGAUCCAUCAUGUUGCAAAGUGGUGAGCUCAACACGGAGGGAAGAAUUGCCAUGUUAGAAGAGGUCAUUCGUGAAAUUAAAAAGAGAACGGGAGGAGGCGGACCGGGUGAGUGGAAUAAGGGACUUGGAAUUGCUUUGGGAGUUGGAGAGUUGAGUAGAGAAUCUUAUCAGAGAUUGUUCAAUGCAGGAGCUCACCGAUACUUGCUUCGAAUUGAGACCUCAAAUCCUGAACUCUACAAAAAAUUGCAUCCCAAUGAUUCAAAUCAUGUAUGGGAAGAGCGAAGAGAUUGCUUAAAAACACUCAUGGAUAUUGGUUAUCAAACAGGUACUGGUGUCAUGAUUAUGAUUCCUGGACAAUCCGUUGAAGAUUUAGCCAGUGAUUUGCUAUUUUUCCGAGACAUUGGAGCAGAUAUGAUUGGAAUGGGGCCAUAUAUUGUGCAAGACGACACACCUAUUGGAGAAGAAUGGAUGAAGCUUUAUGGGCAUCUGAAUGAAGAGGAGAAAAAAGAGUACAAUAGGAAGCUAUUCAGGUUGUCAUUGAAAAUGACUGCACUUGCAAGAAUUCUCAUUCCCGAGGCAAAUAUUUCUGCCACAACGGCCUUGCAAGCAAUUAAUCCAGCAGGUAGAGAAAUUGCCCUCAAUUCUGGUGCUAAUAUGGUCAUGCCAAUCAUUACUCCAACUAAAUACAGAGUCAACUAUCAACUCUAUCAAGGAAAACCGUGCAUUGAUGAUACCAAGGAGGAAUGCAAACGAUGUCUCACAGACAGAGUGAAAUGGUCCAAUAAGCAUCUCAUGCUAGAUGAAUGGGGAGAUCCCAUCAGUUACUUUAGAAAGAGACAAAUGGAGGUUCCAAAUAAGUAA
Naegleria lovaniensis is the source of this 1419-nucleotide messenger RNA. RefSeq lists its product as uncharacterized. The record is from RefSeq and is a predicted model, not a curated record. Gene Ontology annotation, molecular function: iron-sulfur cluster binding; transferase activity. The transcript has a single exon. Bases 1 to 1419 code for a protein of 472 amino acids. NCBI's taxonomy places the organism in Eukaryota, Heterolobosea, Eutetramitea, Acrasida, Naegleriidae.